Molecule: messenger RNA, 1215 nt
Organism: Phialemonium atrogriseum
Lineage: Eukaryota; Fungi; Ascomycota; Sordariomycetes; Cephalothecales; Cephalothecaceae
Exons: 1
Coding region: 424-981 (185 amino acids)
Source: RefSeq, a predicted model, not a curated record
CUGUUAUUCUUCCUUACAAGCUCUCUCAAGCAAGAUUUCUUGUCGGAGGGCAUGCAGUUGGUGGGCAAGUUUGCACAGCGGCACCCGGCCUGUAUCAGACACUCCUCCCCAACAGCCACGGAAUUUACAGCUUCUAGCGUUUCUCGCAAUCUAGUGUGACAUGAUCUCGGUUCCUGUUCCCGGUUCCUGCCUAGCGGGUGCUUCUAUAUGAGGCUGACACAGUGUUAGCGCUGGCUAAGGCAUGCGGCAAAGGUUGCAGUACUUACAGCCUACGGUAUAGAAUACAUGGUAAGUAAGGUGCAGACCCCGCACGCAGCCUGAUUUCGAGUGCCUUGCAUUUCAACACUUCCCCGCUCGCAGCCUAAUAACCAGUGCCUGGCAACUCAACACGUCCCCUUUGUCAACAGUCCAGCGCCGCAUCUCAUGCUACGAGCCAGAAUCUUCUGUGCCCCUUUUCCAAAGUGUAUACCUCAACGCCGCUACAUCUCUGUCCAGAUGGCUUCAAAACGGAGCCAGGUCAUAUACGCACCUUCAGAGGAAUCUCCCCGCGGAAUAAAGUCUGUCUUUCUCGCCGGCACGACCAGCAAAGUCGAUACCAGCGACUGGCGGGAAACCCUCUCUUCCUCGCUCUCCGAAGUGCCGAUCACAAUCUACAACCCAUACCGCGCGGACUGGGACAGUACGUGGCGCGAAGACAUCAACUUCUCCCCAUACCGCGAACAGGUACUGUGGGAGCUCGACAAGCAGGCCGAAGCGGAUUUAGUGGUGGUAUACUUCCACCCAGCUACGCAGGCCCCGAUAAGUCUGCUCGAGUUUGGGCUCUCUGCGCAGGUUCCAGGAAAGGUCAUCGCUGUGUGUCCUGAAGGGUUUUGGAAGAGGGGAAACGUGCAGAUUAUCUGCCAAAAGUUUGGGGUUGAGUUCUUGGAGAACGUCGACGGAUUACAUGAGGCUAUCAUGAAGAAUUUGUCCAUUGGUCCAUGACUAUGGGCUACUAACCUUCUUUUAUUAUCGGAAGAUAGUCAGGACUCUUGCUGGGCAUACAAUGCAAGGUCGGGUAUCUGAAGGAAACAAGGUCGUCACAGGAAAUACCAAGAGCUCGGCGGUAGGGCAUUGGACUGACUACAGGGGUACGCGUGCUGUGAGAAUGGUAUGUACAGUACAAGCUACACUACCCAACGAUCAGACUUUGUAGCUCAGUGUGUAAGCAAACAUCCC